Molecule: messenger RNA, 604 nt
Organism: Gossypium raimondii (Peruvian cotton)
Lineage: Eukaryota; Viridiplantae; Streptophyta; Magnoliopsida; Malvales; Malvaceae
Product: protein DJ-1 homolog B-like
Exons: 4
Coding region: 1-516 (171 amino acids)
Biological process (GO): protein deglycation, glyoxal removal; guanine deglycation, glyoxal removal
Cellular component (GO): cytosol; nucleus
Molecular function (GO): protein deglycase activity
Source: RefSeq, a predicted model, not a curated record
AUGGCAAUUGUUUUGGUACCAGGACCACUGGACCAAGCAAAGGCAAAUAUUGUGGUGGCCUCUGUUGGAGACAAUCUUGAAAUUCUGGCUUCUAGGAAAGUUAAAUUAGUGGCAGAUCUGCUUCUUGAUGAAGCUGCUAAACUUACAUAUGACCUUGUAGUCUUGCCAGGAGGACUUGGUGGUGCCCAAGCAUUUGCUAAAUCUGAUAAGCUGGUGAACUUGUUAAAAAAGCAAGCGGAAUCAAACAAACCCUAUGGAGCUAUAUGUGCCUCUCCAGCUUUGGUGUUGGGGCCUCAUGGUUUACUCAAGGGGAAAAAGGCCACAGCUUACCCUGCAAUGUGCGACAAGCUAUCAGAUCAAAGUCAUAUUCACAACAGAGUAGUGGUGGAUGGCAACCUCAUUACAAGCAGGGGCCCUGGAACUUCCAUGGAGUUUGCACUAGGAACCGUGGAGAAGUUUUUCGGACGCCCGAAAGCCUUAGAGCUAGCAAAAGCACUGCUUGUUGUACGCCAGUAGAUGAACUAGUAUGAGUGUUUGGUCCUGCCCAUAUUACCGUAUAGCCUGCUAUGAGACGAUAUAUGAGACUAUAGAAGGUGAGUUUGAA